Molecule: messenger RNA, 1211 nt
Organism: Cucurbita maxima (winter squash)
Lineage: Eukaryota; Viridiplantae; Streptophyta; Magnoliopsida; Cucurbitales; Cucurbitaceae
Product: cytochrome c-type biogenesis protein CcmE
Exons: 1
Coding region: 141-920 (259 amino acids)
Biological process (GO): cytochrome complex assembly; protein-heme linkage
Cellular component (GO): plasma membrane
Molecular function (GO): heme binding
Source: RefSeq, a predicted model, not a curated record
CGUUGACAUUUCUGGAGGAAAGAAGAAGAUUACCAUUUGGUCUCUUCUUCGAUCUUGAUUUUCAGAAUCCUUCCACAAAACCCUAAACCCUUUCAACCCUAAAUUCAAUCUUCAAUCUUCAAUCUUCAAUCCCUUCUCCAAUGGCUUCAAAUCUCGCUUUCCGGCUGAGAUCGCACCUCCUUUUGCGGUCUUCAGUUCGUUUCUUCCCCACUUUGAAUAACAUUCAAUCGUCCGUCAUACCCAAACCUCCCCCUCUUAUCUCCUCUGCACUUUCCGAUCUUCGUCGACUUCCCAAAGAGACCGUCUUCAAUCUGUCUGGAUUUCGGUUUCUCUCAACUGCACGGCGGAAUCCGACCCGUCCCAAACAGGUCGACAUCGGAGCUCGGGCAAGGCAGCUUCAGACGCGCCGGCUCUGGACCUAUGCUCUGACUUUCAGCUGCAUCGCGGGGUUCAUCGUUAUCGUCCUCAAUAAUUUUGAAGAGCAUCUGCUGUUCUACGUGACGCCGACUGAUGCGCUUGAGAAAUACUCUGCGAAUCCCUCGAAGAAUAAGUUUCGUCUCGGUGGUCUUGUUCUUGAAGGCAGUGUGAUGCAUCCAGCGUCGUCUUCUCAAAUGGAGUUCGUGAUAACGGAUUUGGUCACCGAUAUAUUGGUUCGCCAUCAGGGGUCGUUGCCGGAUUUGUUUAGAGAGGGGCAUUCGGUCGUGGCGGAAGGUUUUAUUAAGCCAUUUACCGAUGAGAUAAGAAAUGAGGUCUCUACGAAGAGUGUUUCGGGAAAAGCGAGGAGUGGGGAAUAUUAUUUUUCGGCUACGGAGGUUUUGGCAAAGCAUGAUGAGAAGUAUAUGCCUGCGGAGGUUGCGGCUGCAAUCGAGAAGAACAAGAAGAAGAUCGAGGAAGGAGAAUUGGGGGCGAAUCACGCUUGAUUCAAUGGGUACAAUUGUUCUCAAUUCAUUUUCUGAUAUUUGUUUCAUUAUACAUACAACAAUAUCUCGAGAGGACAUGAUAAAUUGUUGGUAGUUCAUAUUUAGAAUUUGCUAAAUCAAUAUUCUUGUGAGGUAGUUACCCCCUGGAUGGGGUGAGAGCAAUUGAUUUUGUUUCAAUCUGAGGCAUCUGACUGACAUCUUAAGUUUGUCUUGUAAUACCAAAAUCUUUGGUGAUUCCUUAUUAUUCUGAAUAAAAGGAAAUUACUUAUGGAUGUUAUGUCCUUUUCGUUU